Molecule: messenger RNA, 153 nt
Organism: Racocetra persica
Lineage: Eukaryota; Fungi; Glomeromycota; Glomeromycetes; Diversisporales; Gigasporaceae
Source: the annotation of a GenBank genome assembly
AUGGGAAUAUUUGAAAUGCUUUAUCACUAUCUUUAUCAAAAACUACCUAAAUCAUUAAAAAAAAAAGGUCCAACUUUAUCUACAAAUACUACAAAUGCUACUGAUACUGAAGAAGGACUUGAAGAAAAGAAUUUAGAAUUUGAUAUCAAAGUG